Prunus dulcis (almond) is the source of this 420-nucleotide messenger RNA. RefSeq names its product 16 kDa phloem protein 1-like. The record is from RefSeq and is a predicted model, not a curated record. Lineage: Eukaryota; Viridiplantae; Streptophyta; Magnoliopsida; Rosales; Rosaceae. The transcript has 4 exons. Bases 1 to 420 code for a protein of 139 amino acids.
AUGGUAGCUGGUACAUUGGAGGUCACGUUGGUUGAAGCGCGAAGCCUCAAGAACAUGGAUUUUAUUGUGAAGAUGAACCCUUACGUUGUAAUUCAAUAUGGAAAUCAAAAGCAUACAAGCACCAUAGCCAAAGGACAAGGCACGAAGCCAGUUUGGAAUGAAAAAUUCAAAUUCGAUGCAGAGUAUCCUGAUGGCGAAGGUCACAAAUACAUGCUUUUGUUUCGUAUCAUGGACACUCAGAAGCUCUUGGACCACGAUGUAUUUGUGGGCGAAUCAAAGAUGUAUGUGAAGGAUGUGAUAGCGUCGGGCAUAGAGAAGGGAAAGGCUGAACUUGGAGUUGCGAAGUAUAGAGUUGUCCUUCAGGACAAGACUUAUGCUGGAGAGAUCUCUGUUGCUUUAGCUUUCACCUUGAAUUCAUAG